Messenger RNA from Ceraceosorus guamensis, 1515 nucleotides. RefSeq lists its product as hypothetical. The coding region runs from base 1 to 1515 and encodes 504 amino acids. The record is from RefSeq and is a predicted model, not a curated record. Gene Ontology annotation, molecular function: protein kinase regulator activity. Lineage: Eukaryota; Fungi; Basidiomycota; Exobasidiomycetes; Ceraceosorales; Ceraceosoraceae. The transcript has 4 exons. Gene Ontology annotation, cellular component: cytoplasm; protein kinase CK2 complex.
AUGCCGACAUCCAAAGCGGGCGCAUCGACUUCGAGAGGAGCUUCAGCUGCCCAAGUAGCGGGUGCACACGUGGCAGGUCCAGGAGGAGGCAAAGAGGAACAGGACCCUAUGGAAGAGGAUUUGGUGGAAGAGUCGGUUGGGGCUGAAGGCGUGACCGGAGCAUCACAGGACAAUCACAGAUCCCAAGAAGGGCACGAUCAGGGAGAGUGGGCAGAGAACGGAGGUAGAAGUGGGAAUGGCGCAGGUGCGGGUAGGAGCGGAUUGGCUCGAGAGGAGAAUCAGGUGUCGAAUGAGGUGGCGCUUGGGGUGGAUGACUUGCCUGAGGAAGAGGAAGAGGAGAUGAACGAAGAGGAAAGACUCCUGGCGGAGGAAGAAGCUCGAUUGGGUCUAGAUGAGGAGCUAUAUGAAUCGGAAUCCAUCACAUCUUCUGCAACCGAUAGUCUGACCUGGAUCAGCUGGUUCUGCAGCUUGCCUGGCCACGAGUACUUUGCGGAGGUGGCCGAAGAAUUUAUCGAGGAUGAUUUCAAUCUGACUGGCUUGAAUGCGCUCGUUCCUUUCUACAAGGAGGCGCUCGAAAUGAUACUGGAUGUUGAGCCUCAGGAAGACAGCUUGAAAAUUCCGGACGUCUCCAUCGUCGAGUCUAGUGCCGAAUUGCUUUAUGGGCUCAUUCAUCAGCGGUUCAUUCUGACUAGGCAAGGUCUUUCACAAAUGGCGGAAAAGUACGAAGCAGGACACUUUGGCUACUGCCCCAGAGUAUUCUGUCAUUCGCACCCUGUCCUGCCAUGCGGCAGAUCCGACUUGCCCGGCCUAGAUACGGUCAAGCUGUUCUGUCCCAACUGCAUCGACAACUACAGUCCACCCAGCUCCAGAUUUCAUGGAGUGGAUGGAGCAUUUUUUGGGACCACGUUUCCUCAUUUGCUCUUUCAGAGCUUCAGAGAGAUGGCCCCAAGCCCAAUCGCGCCCAAAGGAUCAAAUCAGCUCAGCCUUAACACGCAGAGCAGCCCUCCAGAAUACAUAGUGGGCGGCUCGGCGAGCCCGGAAGCUGCAGAAGAGAGAGCAAGAGAGGCUGCAGAUGCGGCUGUAGGCGGUACAUUGGAUCCGAAGCUCCUAGGAACCAAGACUCCAGCUUCUCGGUUGUACACACCCAGAAUCUAUGGCUUCAGGGUAUCCGAGCUUGCCAAAUCCGGUCCGAGGAUGAGGUGGAUGAGAAUGAGACCGGAAUCUUUCCAGGAACUCGAAACUGGCCGACUUGGAUCUGGAAGCGUAGCAGCAAGGGGUCCCAGCGGUGUUGGGGCUGGAGUGACUGCAGCUGGAGGGGCAAGCGCGUUCGACGAAGCUUCCAAUGGUGUACAGCAAAGUGGAGCUGCUAACACGAGCGCGAGCGCGAACAACAACAACAACAACAACAAUAGCUCGGCGCAUGCGUCUUCCACAUCCCGCUCUGCUACUGCUUCGACUGGCAACACGACGAUGCACGGUAGGCCUAUCGCUGGUCGAGGUGCUGCUGCGCUCUGA